CAUAGAGAAAGUAUUAGGGAGAUAUAUUCCAAAACAACUCCCAGAUCUUGACAUUAGUGCCAUUUUCCUAACAAAAGAGUGGAAAAUAUUUCCGAAUUGAUGAAAAGAACCUGCAUAUCAUCAGCAGAACUUCAGAAAUGUCACGUUUAAGGGCAGGCCUUGAUCAGCAGAUCACCAUCUUCUCGCCAUCGGGGGAUUUACAUCAGAUCGACUAUGCCAGGAAAGCGGCAGCCUUGGAGAACACCACAGUGGCGCUGAAGACCAAAAACGCAGCAGUUCUGGCCACCCAGAAGCGGAUUACCGACAAAACCAUCGUGCCCCGGUCGGUGAAGCAUUUGUUUCGCAUCACCCCAAAGAUUGGCUGCGGCAUGACAGGCCGCAUCGGCGACUCCCACUUUCAGGUGCGGCGGUCCCGCAACGAGGCCAGCAAAUUCAGAUACACCUGCGGCUACGAUGUCACAGCCAAGGCGCUGUGCGAACGCAUGGCGGACAUCAAUCAGGUGUACUCGCAGCAUCCCGAAAUCCGUCCGCUCGGCUGCAGCAUGAUUCUGAUCGAGUACGACGAAAAGCUAGGCCCCACGCUCCACAUGACGGAUCCCGGGGCCGACUGCAACAGCUACAAGGGCUGUGGCCUGGGUCCACAGGCUGACCAGGCGGAGGCGUUCUUGGCGGCCCACUUGAAGGGGGUUACCCGUAAUAUGUCCGAGGAGAAGGCCAUACAGCUGGCCCUCGAAUGCCUGGGCACUGUCUUGGAUAUUCGCUUCGAGCCGCUGCACUUGGAGGUGGGCAUUGUGAGCAAGGCUCAUCCAGAGUUUCGGAUGCUGGACGAAAUGGAGAUUGCAGAGCAGCUGAAUAAUAUGCUAAGAUCUUCACAAGGCUCUUAAGAAACCCCGCACCCAAAGACAUUACUACAUUAGACAUUACUUCUACUCUACAUAAGACAUAGCUUCUACAUGUAGUAGACUCAAGCAAAAGCUCUCUGGAGAGCGCGACUCCAGCAUAAGGCUUGAAGGGCCAAACGAGAGCCUUUAUAUUUGUAUUUUCUUUUGUAAAGCCAAUAUCCUUGUUGGAAAGACAGUCCCACUCAACCGAGGGGCUCUACCGCAUGACUAGUGUCGGAUGUCGGAUCUACAUACAUUACCUAUCGAAAAUGAUCGAAAAACAUAUAAAUUACAAUCGUAUCGCAUCUUUUGGGUUCGCAGUUUCCAAGGGGCCAUUCCCAGCCAUCAACCGAGGGGCUCUACUGCAUGACGCCUGUAAGGAUGAGCCGUUGCCUUAGUCUCAUGCUUUAUUUCCCCUUAAAUUGCUUUUGUUUAUUAUAUUUAAAGUCUAACCACAAACUUUUCCAACAAAUUUCCACUCAAAUAAGCC
This is a messenger RNA of Drosophila miranda, 1371 nucleotides long. RefSeq names its product proteasome subunit alpha type-6-like. The record is from RefSeq and is a predicted model, not a curated record. Gene Ontology annotation, biological process: ubiquitin-dependent protein catabolic process. NCBI's taxonomy places the organism in Eukaryota, Metazoa, Arthropoda, Insecta, Diptera, Drosophilidae. The coding region runs from base 138 to 884 and encodes 248 amino acids. The transcript is spliced from 2 exons. Gene Ontology annotation, cellular component: cytosol; proteasome core complex, alpha-subunit complex; proteasome core complex.